Molecule: messenger RNA, 354 nt
Organism: Exophiala xenobiotica
Lineage: Eukaryota; Fungi; Ascomycota; Eurotiomycetes; Chaetothyriales; Herpotrichiellaceae
Exons: 2
Coding region: 1-354 (117 amino acids)
Source: RefSeq, a predicted model, not a curated record
AUGUCUCGAGUUCCAGCAAUUAAGUUUCUGCAAAGUAUCAAAAACGCGACCAAGAGAAACAUUGUCUACCAAGUCACAAAGGAAGUUUGGAAUACACCUGAUUGUUCCCACUUCCAAUAUGUAUCCAUCAAGGUGACACUUGGUUUGCUUACCAUUAAGAAUAGGAAUCCCAACCACACUAGUCACGGUGACCCUGCUAGACAUGCUACGGUUCGUAUGGCGACAGCAGCUCAGGUAGCUCGAGGCACGGGUCAGACUGUGCACAUCUAUUACGACGAGCAUACAGGUGCAUACACGGGAUACAGGCUUUUCUCUGAGCGACAAAACAAGCCAGAAGAUUUUCCACAAGCUUGA